CUAACCCUCUUCCUAGGAUUUGCUUCUGUGUUCCCAGUGGUCAAUCCAGUCCAACGCAGCAUAGUUACAAGGAAAGGAUCCAACGUAACAUUGGUUUGUUUUGGUCGCAAUGUUAAUCCCUUGGAUACAAUGUCACUUUGGAAAUUUAAAGGCCAGGAAAUUACAGAAGGUGGAAACAAAAAGGUCAGAACAAGGUGGCUGCCUGGAGGAACUGGGAAUUUUUCCCUGCACAUAACGAACGUUUCAAACAAAGAUGUUGGCCAGUACAUGUGCUCCUUGUCAGUUUCGAAUUUUAACAAGUUGGACGUGGCAGAAAGUUUCAUCAAGUUAAAGUUGUAUAGCAGCGGUACGUACUAAAUAAAUUAUAUAUGAUUCUGGGUUCAUUAUUUCAACAGCCGAAAUCUGUAUGUUAGAAUACUGGAGACCAACAUCACCACGAAAUCUCUCUCGUGUAAUGUACCGUUCAGUUAUAAGCGUCUCUUUCGUAAUCACUUCCAGUAACGUACUUAAGGGGGAAUUCUGGCUGGAUUUUCGUUGCAAAAGAGGUGAAUCGACAAUGAAAGAAAGCGGCACUUCAAGUUUUAAAAUUACAAUUAUAUACGGAAGAAAUUAUUUCCUGGAUUGAUCAAGAUUAAAUCUGCUAAUUUUUAGUCUUUCUGUCCGGUUGACAUGUAGUCUACAAGUUAAAGCUUUGUUCUUUGAGAAUGUUUGACGAACUAAGCCUUGUUAACUAGUUCAUUUUUAUAUCAUCGGCUUGUUUUCGCUUACAAUUGAAUUAAAGUUUGUUUAAUUUGCUGAUCCAGUAAGAUGGCCAAAGGGAACGUACGCGCUACCAAUGCCAGUGUGUGGAUGCCCAAAGAGCAAAAAAGCGCUGUGGUCAGAAGGAUUUCUGAAGCAGAAUACAGAGGACACCACUCCUCUCAGUAACUGGUCACGCCCAACUCAUUUGAAGGGACUCAAGAAAAACAAUGUGAUCACCCAACACUUCUGCGUGAAAGAAAAGAAGGGUGGCUCCGACGAAUGGCCGGCUGGAAAAUACUGUAUAUACAAGAAAGGCAAAUGUCCUCCA
This is a messenger RNA of Porites lobata, 1069 nucleotides long. NCBI's taxonomy places the organism in Eukaryota, Metazoa, Cnidaria, Anthozoa, Scleractinia, Poritidae. The record is from the annotation of a GenBank genome assembly.